AUGAACUAUGGAGCUGGACCAUCACACCUACCAUCUUCUUCUUCUUCUUCUUCUGAUGACGAAACAUUUUCUCAUUACGUUGAACAAUGGGAGGAGGAUAUGAAACAAUGGGAGGAGGAGGAUGAAAUCUUAGCUCGUCUAUAUGUCGCUAACAAUAAAAUAAUGGCUUAUUUCUCUAAAGAGGAAGAGAGGCCAAAGCGUAUCAGCUCAGUUCCUGGUCAUUUGGUAAUCAACCGUGGGAGGGAAGAAGAUAGUACUGACGAAUAUAUAAGGAUUGGUGAGUCAACUGUACUUGAAUGUUUGAAGAGAUUUUCUAGAGCAGUUGUAGAAGUGUAUGGAGAUGAAUAUCUUAGAUCCCCCAAUACCGACGAUGUUGCAAGACUGUUACAAAAAGGCGAAGAGCGAGGUUUCCCAGGAAUGUUGGGAAGUCUUGACUGUAUGCAUUGGGAAUGGAAAAACUGUCCAACAGCAUGGGCGGGACAAUACUCAGGACGUCACGGAGGCCCAACCAUUAUUCUUGAGGCAGUAGCAUCGUAUGACCUAUGGAUAUGGCAUGCAUUCUUUGGCUUGCCAGGUUCUAAUAACGAUAUUAAUGUAUUACAAGCAUCUAAUUUGUUUGACAACCUAACGCAAGGUAUUACUCCUCCUGCUCAUUAUACAAUUCAAGGAAAGAAUUAUGAUGUCGGUUAUUAUUUAGCCGAUGGCAUAUACCCGAAAUGGCCAACCCUUGUUCAAACCAUUUCCAAAUCCGAAGAUAAAAAGAAACAAUAUUUUGCAAUGAUGCAAGAAGCUUGUCGAAAAGAUGUGGAGCGAGCGUUUGAUGUUCUCCAAUCAAGAUUUGCUAUAAUCAAGGGCCCUGCACGGUUUUGGGAUAAACGAACUUUGCAUGAUAUCAUGACCACUUGCAUAAUAAUGCACAACAUGAUUAUUGAGGAUGAACGUGAUGAGCAAGAAGAUAUUAUCGUUUCUACUCCACCAUCAAUUUCAAAUGUUGAAGACAUAGGGACGAACGAUGCUGAACGGUUUCGACAAUUCCUGACCCGACAUAAGAAAUUCAAAGACAAAGAAGCACACUUCACACUUCGAAAUGUAUUAAUUGAACAUUUGUGGGAGAGACACGGCAAUGAAGUGAUGUAA
Messenger RNA from Asparagus officinalis (garden asparagus), 1137 nucleotides. RefSeq names its product putative nuclease HARBI1. Lineage: Eukaryota; Viridiplantae; Streptophyta; Magnoliopsida; Asparagales; Asparagaceae. The transcript has 2 exons. Bases 1 to 1137 code for a protein of 378 amino acids. The record is from RefSeq and is a predicted model, not a curated record.